AUGGCUCAGAACUACGAUGUCGGUACGAGGGCGUGGCAGCCCGAUGUCACCGAGGGCUGGGUGGCCUCAGAGGUUGCCAGCAAGACCAUUGAUGGUCCCAAAGCGAAGCUUGUCUUCCAGCUCGAUAAUGGCGAGACAAAAGAAAUCGAAGUCUCCGUCGAAGCCCUGCAGAACGGCGAUUCAUCUUUACCCCCCUUGAUGAACCCGACCAUGCUCGAAGCAAGUGAUGACUUGACAAAUCUGUCCCAUCUCAACGAACCUGCCGUCCUCCAGGCAAUUCGUCUUCGAUACGCUCAGAAAGAGAUCUACACGUACAGUGGCAUUGUUCUGAUAGCAACAAACCCGUUUGCCAGGGUGGAUUCGCUUUAUGUUCCGGGAAUGGUUCAGGUUUAUGCUGGCAAACAGAGGGCGACGCAGGCACCCCAUUUGUUCGCCAUUGCCGAAGAGGCUUUCAUGGACAUGCUGAGAAGCUCCAAAAACCAGACCAUCGUAGUUUCGGGUGAGUCUGGUGCUGGUAAAACUGUCAGCGCCAAGUACAUCAUGCGGUACUUUGCCACGAGGGAGGCCCCCGACAACCCUGGCGCCCGGUCCAAGAAGGGCGCCGAGGCGAUGAGCGAAACAGAGGAGCAAAUUCUUGCCACGAACCCCAUCAUGGAGGCAUUUGGAAACGCGAAAACGACAAGAAAUGACAACUCAUCUCGAUUUGGCAAAUACAUCGAGAUCAUGUUUGAUGACAAGACGAAUAUCAUUGGCGCCAAGAUCCGUACAUAUCUGCUUGAAAGGUCAAGGCUCGUUUUCCAGCCUCUUAAGGAAAGAAAUUACCACAUUUUCUACCAGCUCGUCGCCGGCGCUUCCGACAGGGAGCGCGAAGAGCUCAACAUUCUUCCGAUUGAGCAGUUCGACUACCUGAACCAGGGUAACUGCCCGACUAUUGAUGGAGUCGACGACAAGGCCGAAUUCGAAGCGACCAAAAGCUCCCUGAAAACCAUCGGCGUUACGGACGCGCAACAGUCGGAAAUCUUCAAGCUACUUGCCGGCCUGCUACAUCUUGGCAACGUUAAGAUUGGCGCAUCGCGUAACGACAGCGUGUUGGCCCCGAGUGAGCCGUCUCUCGAUCGAGCCUGCAGUAUAUUGGGAGUCAACGGGGAGCAGUUCGCCCGAUGGAUCGUGAAAAAACAGUUGGUGACGCGAGGGGAGAAGAUCACUUCAAACCUGACCCAAGCCCAAGCAAUUGUCGUUCGCGACUCCGUCGCCAAAUUCAUCUAUUCAAGUCUUUUUGACUGGCUUGUUGAGAUUGUCAACAUGGGUCUGGCAACUGACGAGGUUCUGAGUCGUGUAACUUCUUUCAUCGGUGUGCUUGAUAUCUACGGCUUCGAGCACUUCGCAAAGAACUCUUUCGAGCAAUUUUGUAUCAACUAUGCCAACGAAAAGCUGCAGCAAGAGUUCAACCAGCAUGUCUUCAAGCUAGAGCAAGAAGAAUACUUGAGGGAGGAAAUCGACUGGACUUUCAUCGACUUUUCGGACAAUCAACCCUGCAUCGACCUCAUUGAGGGCAAGAUGGGUGUUCUGGGUCUUUUGGACGAAGAAUCCCGUCUCCCUAUGGGCUCUGACGAGCAGUUUGUCACCAAACUCCAUCACCAUUACGCUGCCGACAAGCACCAGUUUUACAAGAAGCCGCGCUUCGGCAAGUCAGCAUUCACCAUCUGCCACUAUGCCGUAGACGUCACGUAUGAGUCUGAAGGCUUCAUUGAGAAGAACCGGGAUACAGUUCCUGACGAACAUAUGGAGGUCCUCCGGGCUACGUCCAACCAAUUCCUCCGCCAGGUUCUUGAUGCUGCUUCUGCUGUCCGCGAAAAGGACGUAGCUUCUGCCUCCUCCAACGCCGUAAAGCCUGCUGCCGGGCGGAAGAUUGGCGUGGCCGUCAACAGGAAACCGACGUUGGGUGGAAUUUUCCGCUCGUCACUGAUCGAGCUCAUGAAUACCAUUAACAACACCGACGUCCACUACAUCCGCUGUAUCAAGCCGAACGAAGCAAAGGAAUCAUGGAAGUUUGAGGGGCCAAUGGUCCUCAGCCAGCUCCGAGCGUGUGGUGUCCUGGAAACCGUUCGCAUUAGUUGCGCAGGCUAUCCGACACGUUGGACGUACGAGGAGUUUGCGCUGCGUUACUACAUGCUCGUGCAUUCUGAUCAAUGGACGUCGGAAAUCCGGGACAUGGCCAACGCCAUCCUGACCAAGGCACUCGGCACGAGCUCGGGCAAGGGUAUGGACAAGUACCAGCUUGGCCUGACUAAAAUUUUCUUCCGCGCCGGCAUGCUUGCCUUCCUCGAGAACCUCCGGACAAGUCGAUUGAAUGACUGCGCCAUCCUGAUCCAGAAGAACUUGCGGGCCAAGUUUUACCGCCAACGCUAUCUGGAAGCUCGCAGCGCCAUCAUUGUGUUCCAGUCGGCCACCCGGGCCUACUUGGCCCGCAAGACUGCGCAACAACUGCGUACGAUCAAGGCCGCAACGACGAUUCAACGGGUGUGGCGGGGCCAGAAACAGAGAAAGCAGUUCCUCCGCAUUAGAAACCAUGUGGUUCUUGCCCAGGCAGCGGCCAAGGGCUACCUGCGCCGCCGCGAAAUCAUGGAGACACGAGUCGGGAACGCAGCCGUCCUCAUUCAACGCGUGUGGCGAUCGCGACGCCAGCUGCGAUCUUGGCGGCAGUACCGCAAGAAGGUUACGCUUAUUCAGAGCCUUUGGCGUGGUAAGCUGGCCAGGCACGAGUAUAAGAAGAUUCGUGAGGAGGCUCGCGACCUCAAGCAAAUUUCCUACAAGCUUGAGAACAAGGUGGUCGAGCUGACCCAGUCCUUGGGCUCCAUGAAGGCACAAAACAAGACUCUUGUGUCACAAGUGGAGAAUUAUGAGGGGCAGAUCAAAGCUUGGAAGAACCGACACAACGCUCUAGAGACACGCACCAAAGAGCUCCAGACUGAGGCCAACCAGGCCGGUAUCGCAGUUGCUCGUCUCCAGGCGAUGGAGGAUGAGAUGAAGAAGCUGCAACAAAGUUUCGAAGAGUCAACAGCCAACAUCAAGCGUAUGCAGGAAGAGGAGAGGGAGCUCAGGGAGUCUCUGCGUACGACCAACACGGAGCUGGAAAGCGUGCGGCAGCAAAGCGUACAGAUUGACGAGGAGAAGUCGUCACUUCGCCAGCAACUAUCAGAGCUACAAGAUCAACUGGAGCUUGCUAGGAGGAUGGCGCCCGCUAACGGUGAAGUGAGCAACGGUACGGCACCUGCUCUCCCCGCUGCCAACGGCUUGAUCAACCUCGUGUCCUCCAAGAAGCCAAAGCGCAGGAGUGCAGGUGCUGAGCCUCGCGAGCUGGACCGCUUUAGUGCCGCAUACAACCCGCGUCCUGUUUCAAUGGCGGUUACGAGCAUUGCACACCGACAAAAUGCCGGCGGUGCAGGCUUCAUGCCUGGUGUCGAGAACAUCGAAAUGGAGCUCGAAACUCUUCUGGCUGAUGAGGAUGGCCUUAACGAAGAGGUUACGAUGGGAUUGAUCCGCAACCUCAAGAUACCGUCACCGAACACCAACCCACCCCCUUCUGACAAGGAGGUCCUUUUCCCGUCGUACCUCAUCAACCUAGUCACCUCAGAGAUGUGGAACAACGGCUUUGUGAAGGAGUCGGAACGCUUCUUGGCCAAUGUCAUGCAGUCGAUCCAGCAGGAGGUGAUGCAGCACGAUGGCGAUGAGGCGAUCAACCCAGGCGCCUUCUGGCUCUCAAACGUGCACGAAAUGCUGUCUUUUGUCUUCCUGGCUGAAGACUGGUAUGAAGCACAGAAGUCGGACAAUUACGAGUAUGACCGCCUGCUUGAGAUCGUCAAGCAUGAUCUGGAGAGUCUGGAGUUCAACAUCUACCACACAUGGAUGAAGGUGCUCAAGAAGAAGUUGCACAAAAUGAUUAUUCCAGCCAUCAUCGAGUCACAGUCUUUGCCAGGAUUCGUGACCAACGAAAGCAGCCGCUUCCUCGGCAAGCUGCUCCAGUCGAACUCGACACCGGCGUACAGCAUGGACAAUCUUCUGAGCCUCCUCAACAAUGUCUUCAGGGCGAUGAAGGCUUACUACCUGGAGGACUCGAUCAUCACACAGACCAUUACUGAACUCCUUCGAUUAGUUGGCGUUACCGCGUUCAAUGACCUCCUUAUGCGGCGUAACUUUCUGUCAUGGAAGCGCGGUCUGCAGAUCAACUACAAUAUCACUCGGAUUGAGGAGUGGUGCAAGAGUCACGACAUGCCCGAAGGUACCCUUCAGCUGGAACAUCUCAUGCAAGCUACAAAACUCUUGCAACUCAAGAAGGCGACGUUGAACGACAUUGAGAUUAUUCAAGAUAUCUGCUGGAUGCUAUCCCCAAACCAGAUUCAGAAGCUGCUGAACCAAUACCUCGUUGCCGAUUAUGAACAACCUAUCAACGGCGAAAUCAUGAAAGCCGUUGCCUCUCGUGUGACUGAGAAGAGCGAUGUGCUGCUGCUUCAAGCUGUCGACAUGGAUGACAGCGGCCCAUAUGAAAUCGCGGAACCUAGGGCAAUCACAGCACUGGAGACCUAUACUCCUUCAUGGCUACAGACGCCUCGGCUGAAACGUCUCGCAGAGAUCGUGUCUGCACAGGCUAUCGCACAACAGGAGAAGCUCGAGUACGGGCCUGAUGACGAUGGCUUCGGCAACAAUGACGAUCUUGCCGAGGUGGAUGAGGAUGAACACGAAUUUGCGUCCAAGCGUCUUUCGGCUUGAGACAUGCGCACAACUACGACUCUUGACUUGGGGUUCGGUGAAGGUUACCAGCCCAGGUCUCAAUGAUGCGGCAACCAUCCUGCGGACAGGCCAGCAUUCGCCGUGCUUUGCAUCCUGUCAUUCGCCUGGAGGUCUGUGUUACGCUGUCGCCAUGUAUGCCGUGUAUUUGGGAUCAUCGUGUAUAAUUGACAACGUGUGGAUGAGGGAUCUAUGGGUGUCUCGUGCUAUCAAGGAUAUCACCGCUUUGUGUUCGGGACGAGGUGCCAUCACCAAUGCCUGUGGUCUGGCGUUAGAGAGCCUCUGCAGCGUCUUCGUUGUGGUCUCGAAUUAGAGAGUUUACUAUCGUCCACGUUACUUCUGCAUGAACCUGCCGGCCAGUAUUUUAACAACCUUCUCACAUCGUUUCCGGAACGCGCUCUGAAUGGUCUCUCCCGC
Messenger RNA from Verticillium dahliae VdLs.17, 5202 nucleotides. RefSeq names its product myosin-2. Gene Ontology annotation, biological process: actin filament organization; vesicle transport along actin filament. The transcript has 7 exons. Lineage: Eukaryota; Fungi; Ascomycota; Sordariomycetes; Glomerellales; Plectosphaerellaceae. The record is from RefSeq and is a predicted model, not a curated record. Gene Ontology annotation, molecular function: actin filament binding; microfilament motor activity; ATP binding. Gene Ontology annotation, cellular component: myosin complex; actin cytoskeleton; vesicle. The coding region runs from base 1 to 4767 and encodes 1588 amino acids.